Molecule: messenger RNA, 498 nt
Organism: Aureobasidium musti
Lineage: Eukaryota; Fungi; Ascomycota; Dothideomycetes; Dothideales; Saccotheciaceae
Source: the annotation of a GenBank genome assembly
AUGUCGCAAUACGUCGGAAAGACAAACCUUGCCUACUCGCGCGCAUGGCACCUCAUUGACGUCGGUGCUGAUCCCCGUCCCCUUGGUCGCAUCGCCUCGCAAAUCGCCAUUACUCUCAUGGGCAAACACAAGCCUAUCUGGGACCCCUCAACCGACUGCGGAGACUACGUCGUUGCUGUUGGCCUGCACGACUUGCACACCACCGGAAAGAAGCGUUACCAGAAGAAGUACUACAGCCACACCACUCGUCCCGGUAGCUUGAAGGAAAUCACCAUGGACCGCAUGAUGGAGAAGUGGGGUGGUGCUGAGGUUUUGAGAAGAGCUGUUAGGGGUAUGCUGCCAAAGAACAGAUUGAGGGAUGAUCGUAUGGCUAGGCUGAAGAUGUUCGAGGGCACCGCUCACCCCUACAAGCAAAACAUCAUCAAGGACUACACCCGUCCUUCAAUAACACAACAACCCGAGGUCAAGGUUGCCUUUGCCCAGCAGAAGCAGCAAUGA